AUGCACUUCGUGUUGAGUCACUGCCGAACGUACUGUUCACAUGUUGCAAUUUCAGCUAAUUGUCAGAUUGCAAGGUAUGGCCGCCUUGGUCAAAUCGACAAUGCUCGUGAAGUAUUUGAUCGUUUACGGGAAAAGAACAUCGUUUCAUGGAACUCAAUUGUUGCUUGUUAUUUCCAAAACAACCAACCUACUGAAGCACGGAAUCUGUUCGAUCAAAUGCCUGAAAGAAGCACCGUUUCUUGGAACGGUUUGAUUUCUGGGUAUGUGAAGAAUAGGAUGGUAAAUGAAGCCCGAUAUGUGUUUGACCGAAUGCCUGAUAGAAAUGUUGUUUCUUGGACUGCAAUGAUUAGAGGUUAUGUAGAAGAAGGUUUGGUUUCUGAGGCCGAAUCACUUUUUUGGCAGAUGCCUGAAAGGAAUGUUGUGUCAUGGACUGUGAUGUUGGGUGGGCUUAUCCAAGAAAAUCAAAUUGACAAGGCUCGUGGACUUUUUGACAUCAUGCCAGUGAAAGAUGUGGUUGCUUGGACUAGUAUGGUUGGUGGGUAUUGUCAGAAUGGUCGUUUGUCUGAAGCACGCCGACUGUUCGAUGAAAUGCCUGAUAAGAAUGUGAUUUCUUGGACGACCAUGAUUUCAGGUUAUGUCCAGAACGACUGUGUUGAUGUUGCUCGGAAACUCUUUGAGGUAAUGCCCAAGAAAAACGAGGUGUCAUGGACUGCGAUGCUAAUGGGCUACACACAGUGCGGAAGGAUGCAGGAGGCUAUGGAACUUUUCAAUGCCAUGCCGUACAAGUCCGUGGUUUCAUGUAAUGCCAUGAUACUGGGGUUGGGCCAAAUGGGCGAGGUAAGUAAAGCAAGAAUGAUAUUCGAUCAGACGAGUGAGAAAAAUGAUGGAUCAUGGAGUGCAAUGAUAAAAAUUUAUGAAAGAAAAGGCUUUGAAUUAGAAGCUCUAAGAUUAUUUUCCUUGAUGCAAACUGAAGGAGUUCGACCAAAUUUCCCUUCUUUAAUCAGUGUCCUUUCGGUUUGUUCCAGCCUGGCCAGUCUUGAUCACGGUAGACAAAUUCACGCUCAGUUGGUCAAGGCAUUGUUUGAUACCGAUGUGUAUGUUGGUUCAGUACUAAUCACAAUGUACGUAAAAUGUGGUGAUCUUAUUAAGGCUAAGAGCGUAUUUGAUCGAUCUCCCACCAAGGAUACUGUUAUGUGGAAUUCCAUCAUUACAGGUUAUGCACAACAUGGCUUAGGAGAAGAAGCCUUGGAAAUUUUCCACAAAUUGUGUUCUGUCGGCAUUGCUGCAGAUGAUGUCACUUUCAUAGGAGUUCUUUCUGCUUGUAGCUACGCCGGGAAGAUUGAUGAGGGGCUUGAAAUAUUUGAGUCCAUGAAAUCAAAGUAUUUGGUUGAGCCGAAAACCGAACACUAUGCUUGCAUGGUGGAUCUGCUUGGCCGAGCCGGUCGGUUAGAGGAAGCAAUGAAUUUAAUAAAUAAGAUGCCAAUGGAGGCAGAUGCUAUCAUCUGGGGUUCGUUAAUGGGUGCUUGUCGAACCCACUUGAACCUCGAAAUGGCCGAAGUUGCAGCUAAGAAACUUGUAAACUUGGAGCCCAAUAACUCUGGGUCAUAUAUCUUGCUAUCAAACAUAUAUGCUUCAAAGGGUAGAUGGGCUGCAGUUGCAGACGUGCGGAAAACCAUGAGAUCACAUAACGUAAAGAAAUCACCUGGGUGUAGUUGGAUAGUUAUCGAGAAUGAAAUGCAUAUGUUUAGCGGGGGCGAAAGUAGGCCCCAUCCCGAGCAUUCAUUGAUUAUGGGGAUGUUGGAAUAUUUAGGGGGGUUACUGAGAGAAGCUGGUUACAAUCCGGAUGGAAGCUUUGUGCUGCAUGAUGUAGAUGAAGAGGAGAAGGUGCAUAGUUUGGGGUACCAUAGUGAGAAACUGGCAGUGGCAUAUGGACUUUUGAAGGUGCCAGAAAAGAUGGCAAUUCGGAUAAUGAAAAAUCUUCGGGUUUGUGGAGAUUGCCAUUCUGCUUUUAAGUUGAUAUCACAGGUGAUGAGUAGGGAGAUCAUUUUGAGAGAUGCAAAUAGAUUCCAUCAUUUUAAGGAUGGCUUGUGUUCAUGUGGGGAUUAUUGGUGAUCCCCUUGCAGGACUUGUCCUUUAUGUCCAUCUAAAUUUUAGGCUUAUGUCCAUAAAUUUAUGAAUCACAAAGGACAAUCCCAGAAACACAAUUUCUCUCGAGAAGCAGCAGUGAGGUGGAUUUUGAAAUUCAAUUUUCAAUCUAACCAGGCCUAUAAGGAACCAAAUAUGGCAUCUUACCUUACAGAAGUAUACAACUUAUUUGGCAUGUCUUCUCUAGCUUCUUUUACUUGGCAGAGAACAAUGGCCUGCACGACUAGAACGAGGAAACCGAGAGAGUGAAAAACUAAACUAACCCUAUGGAUCGUAGACCAUAGAUAAAUAUACGGGUUUGAGAGGAUAAUACCUUUGGAACAUUUGCCGCAAGAGUCUUCAAAACAGCUUCAACAUAAUCACAUAUUUCUGUGCCAACCAACAAUCUCUUUCCUCUAGAUCUGCAGGUUUCCUCACCAAGUAGAAAUUGAAACUUAAAACUUGAAAUUGAAUGAGAAUAGAUUUUUGUAUGAAAAGUCAAAG
Cynara cardunculus var. scolymus (artichoke) is the source of this 2628-nucleotide messenger RNA. Its product is annotated as pentatricopeptide repeat-containing protein At1g56690, mitochondrial-like. Gene Ontology annotation, biological process: RNA modification. Gene Ontology annotation, molecular function: zinc ion binding; protein binding; RNA binding. NCBI's taxonomy places the organism in Eukaryota, Viridiplantae, Streptophyta, Magnoliopsida, Asterales, Asteraceae. The record is from RefSeq and is a predicted model, not a curated record. Bases 1 to 2112 code for a protein of 703 amino acids. The transcript has a single exon.